UGUGGUGUCAGGUUUUAUCUUCAUUUGUGGUCUGUGGUUUUUAUUCAAUAUUAUUGUUUAAGUGUUGUUAUUUAAUAAAUACAAUCUCUAAAUUAUCUUGUGGAAAUCGCCUAUAAAAAAAAACCCAAACAAACUAUACCAAGAUGCAGUGCUGCGUGCCUUUCUGCGUAAAUACUUCAGACAAUGCGUCAACAUCUGCGGGAACAGGAAUUACCUUUCAUGAGUUACCCUGUGAAAAAAAUCUCCUUGCUGCUUGGCUCAGAGCCCUCGGCACACAAGACCAUCACCUGCCCGACCCUGCUGUAGUCUGCUCGCAGCAUUUUAUAGAUGAAGACUUUUAUAUAACAAAGAGUUGUGUUAGGCAGAUUCGCUCUAAUGCUAUACCUACAACAGUGCAGAUGUGCAUGAUAUGCCUGGACACUGACAGCAAGCUGUCUCUAAUGAGUAAACACAAGUUGGAGGAGGCAUAUGAACAGCUAACUGGACUGUCUUUGUUUCAGUUGUGUCGUGGAGGAAACCUGAAGCAAACACUCUGUGUGCUGUGUGCUCAGAGAUUGAUUAACUUCAGUAGAUUUAGAGACUUGUGCUUGAGAGCCCAUUCACUGAUGACAGACUUACUUGCACAAGAUGAAUUAAUUACUAUACAAUAUAAGGAACUGAUGAACUGCACAACAAAACAUCUGCAGUGUAACUUAACACAGACGACGUUAGGAGCAGACUACUGUGACUUGUACAUAGAUCACACUGAUGAAGAGGAACAGACAGCAGCAGAGGAAUCUGUAGUGAAAGAUGUUGCAUCAGUUGUGGUGAAGAAUGAAUACAGUUCUGACUCCAUGUCAAAUGCUGAAAACUCUGAAUUGGUACAUGAAGAUGACAAUGACAGAGACCAUUCCAACAAUGACUGUGUAUUGGACGAUGAAUACUCUGACAUGAGCUUAAAGCUGGAAUCUAGGUUACUGGAUGAAGCUAUAGGUGAAGCUCUUAGUAAAGCCAUAGUUUCCAGGGUAACAGUCACAGAAGACCUGGCUGAAACAGAGAGUUCCAUAAAGAGUGAAAGUAUUACAUUUGGAUGUACAUUUUGUUAUGAAGAUUUUGUGCAAGAGGAUGCAUACAAUGAACAUAUGAGCAAGCAUCUCCAGAUUUGUGCAGAUGUGAGCCGCGGCGGUGACUCACUCGUGCUGCAGAACAAGACAGGAAGUCGGAGGCUGAAUGAUGUCCCUCCCCCGGCUGCAGACUGCGCUCAGGCUUUAGUCGCUCCACUGUCCGCGAGACUUGCGGCAAACAACGACCACACAGUGCAGGCAACUGAAGAAGCAGCUGCGACCCGGAAAACUGAACAAAUCCUUGAGACUGACAUUGGUGAACUGGACAACCAAUCAUCUCAGAGCGGCACCAAAAUAUAUACAGACAUAAAUAGAUUCACAAACUGUGUAGUACAGUUAUAUGAUAUUUUCAAGAAACCCAAGAAAACUGUACUAGAUGAGAAUCCACGCGUGAAAACCCACACUGGUGCAAAGCCUUACUCUUGUGAGAUGUGUAAUCAUAAAACUGCCGACAAAAGUAAUUUUGUUCGUCACAUGAAAACACACACUGGCGAAAAGCCUUUUUCUUGUGAGAUUUGCAAUUAUAAAACUGUAGUUAAAAGUAGUUUAGUAAGUCACUUAAGAACCCACACUGGCGAAAAGCCUUUUUGUUGUGAGAUAUGUAAUUAUAAAUGUUCACACAAAAGUGCGUUAUCAAUACAUGUUAGAAUCCAUACUGGUAAAAAGCUUUAUUCUUGUAAGAUAUGCAAUUAUAAAUGUGCACGAAAACAACAUUUAUUAUAUCACAUGAAAAUGCACAGUGGCGAUAAGCUUUGUUCUUGUACGAUAUGCAAUUAUAAAUGUACACAUAAAAGUAGCUUAAGGCUACACAUGAAAACGCACACUAGAGAAAAGCGUUAUUCUUGUAAGAUAUGCAAUAUUAAAUGUACAGGUAAAAGAGAGUUAUUAAUACAUAUUAGAACCCAUACUGGUGAAAAGCCUUAUUCUUGUGAAAUAUGUAAUUUUAAAUGUGCACAAAAACAACAUUUAUUAUAUCACAUAAAUACGCACAGUGUUGUAAAGCUUUUUUCGUGUGAGGUGUGCAAUUAUAAAACUGCACAGAAAAGUCAUUUAGUACGUCACUUGAGAACCCACACUGGCGAAAAGCCCUUUUGUUGUGAGAUAUGUAAUUAUAAAUGUGCACAAAAACACCAUUUAUUAAAUCAUAUGAAAGCGCACACUAGCGAAAAGCCGUAUUCUUGUAAGAUAUGCAAUUUUCAAUGUACACGUAAAAGAGAGUUAUUAAUACAUAUUAGAACCCAUACUGGUGAAAAGCCUUAUUCUUGUGAAAUAUGUAAUUUUAAAUGUGCACAAAAAAAAAAUUUAUUAUAUCACAUACAUAUGCACAGUGGUGAAAAGCCUUUUUCGUGUGAGAUAUGCAAUUAUAAAACUGCACGAAAAGGUCAUUUAGUACGUCACUUGAGAACCCACACUGGCGAAAAGCCUUUCUGUUGUGAGAUAUGUAAUUAUAAAUCUGCACAAAAACAACAUCUAUUAAAUCACAUGAAAACGCACUCUGGCGAAAAGCCGUUUUCUUGUGAGAUAUGCAAUUAUAAAUGUGCGCAAAAACAACAUUUUUUAAAUCACAUGAAAACGCACUCUGGCGAAAAGCUUGUUCAUUGUGAGAUAUGUAAUUAUAAAACUGCACAGAAGAGUCAUUUAGUACGUCACUUAAGAACCCAUACUGGCGAAAAGCCUUUUUCUUGCGAGAUAUGCAAUUUCAAAUCUUCAGAUAGACGUACUUUAUUGAGGCAUAAGAUGAGAAUCCACACUGAUACUACGCUUUAAGAGUAACUGCGAUAAUAUAGUGAAUGUGAAAAAUUUGCGCUAUCUCUGGAUCUCACUCAGCUUCCUUCUUCUGACCACAGAUCCAGACAGCUUCUCGGUGUCAGUUGCUGCUUCCUUAGGCACUUUUGACCACUGUCUGGUGAAAGGACAUGUCAUAAUUUUAUAAAGAGGCUGGGCCUUUAUUCCGUGUGUCAACUAAGCAGGACAAAUUAUUUUUAUCUUAAAAGAACAUAAAAUAAAAAAAUUUUUGGAACCCGCAUUUUUUUUAAAUUUAUUAUAUAAAAUGUAAUUUUUUUCGUUAGCAGCAGAGCUAGGGCUAGUCUAGCAUGGGCAAGGGAGACUUUAUCCACGGGGAUAGGAUAAAACGUUUAUCCCUCACACUCGUUUUAUCCACUCUCCGAGCAUGGGCACGCCGGUGGAUAUAUUAUCCACGGUGGAUAAUCGGAGGGAAAGACUUGUCCACCCAUUUGUAGAUAUCUUAUAAAUUGUCAUUAUAAAAUCAAUAGUCCGAAAUAAACGUAAAUUUGAUAAUAUUUUAUAGUAGUCUUUGGUUAUUUUGUGCAUAUUAUUUAUCUGUUUUCUGUUGACGACAUUGUUUUGUUUGGUGAUUGUUUUUGCGGUGGUUUGUAGUAUCCAUAGUAAACGGUGUUUUUAGACUAAUAUAAGCCAAAAUGAGUUUCAAAAACUAAGUUGUUUUAUAUAAAAACAAAAUGUACCUAGUAUAAAAUCGUUUAGAUAAAUAAUCAUAUAUUUGAUUUUAUUCAGAUGAAAAAAAAACAAAAAGCAGAUUCAGGUUAUGGUUGAUUUCAUGGCUUCCCAUAAUCAUCUUGCCACUGGGCAGUUCACAGGCCCUUUAGGAGCUAAAAGGGCCGACUCCCAGUGGCAAACACUAAUAUUAACCAAUGGAAACACGUAUGUUACGUGGCUAAUAUUAUAUAUUAUUGGCUAUAUUACUAUUUAGUUCGUCAGCUAACAAAUUUAAAACUAUUUAAUAUAACAAAUUUAAAUUGCAAAUGUAUAAUGCACAGUCCAUAUGCAUUCGAAUUUAUAUAUUUAUACAUUACUUAAGACAACAUUAAUUAAGACUUUUUAACAUGGCAACAUGGUCGCAACUCACACCCUGACAGAUUGUCAGUGAUAUUCGCGUAGUCGCGUUAAGGCGAUUUUAAAGCAAUUUAAGGAAUUGUUUUGUUUCAUACUUGUCUGUCUACGAUUGAAUGUUUCUUUUUAACUUAUGACACAUGACAUAUAAUGACAUUUGACAAUAUUUCAUGACAUUGACAUUUAAAACUGUUCAAAGUGUUCAAACUUUUACUGUAUUGUCUAUGUUUAUUUUGUAGACUAGGGUGCGAAACAAAAAAAAUCUAAUAUAUAAAAUUCUCGUGUCGCGGUGUUCGAACUUGAACUCCUCCGAAACGACUCGACCGAUUUUUGUGAUCCUUAGCGUGAUUGUCGGCCUGGGUGGAGAAUCGGCCAACAUCUAUUUUUCAUCCCCCUAAAUGUUAAGGGUAGUCCACCCCUAAAUUUUUUUUUAUUUUUUAGGCAAAAUUUUUUGUUUUUAUUUUUUUAUGACACAGCAUACAAAAAUACAUACAACCCUAAAUUUUCACCCCUUUACGAUCAACCCUUAUAUUUUAUUUGUUAAUUAAAAACUAUACUAUGCACAAAAAUUAAGGGAGCAGAAAAAAAAUCCAAAUUUUUGGGGGAUUUUCAACAGGCUGUAACUUAUACAAAAAUGGUCGUACAGCAAAAAAAUAAAAAGCAAAUUGUAGCUCUAAGUGUUUAGUUUUUGGAUCUGAGUUUGAAAUUUUUUUUUUGAAAAUAUUUUUCGAGUAAUUAUAAGAAAACCACUGAAAAAAAAAUUUUCGAAAUUUUUUUGGUUUUUUUUUUAAUCUACGGACGUGGAAAAAUUUUUUUCGACUCAACCUCCAUAUAGACCGGAUAGCUUGUUUAUUCAGAUUUAAUUUCGUUUUUUUUAAAUCUCGAUACGAGCAUUUCUCGCUGAGAUAUCGAUGUUUGAAUGGAAAAAGAUCAUUUUGUCUUUGAUUACCAAUAUCUCAGCAACCAAUGAUCGCACAGAAAUUUUGAGGUUGGUUUCAAAAAUUUGAAUAAAUUCUCUGCAAGGAUUGGCAAUUGAAUUUUGAAAAAAAAUUUUUUUUUCAAUCAUUACAUGAAUUUGAAAAAGCAUCCAAAAAAGGGCUUUUUGUCGUUUUUUGGAAAAUCAAGCGCCCAAUCAAAAAUAUUGCGGAAACCACUGACGUUAAGUGUGCCUUUUACUGUUCAAUAUACCCACAAAAACCCUACAAAGUUUCAAUUCAAUCCAGCCAACCGUUUUUUUUUCCCACUUGAUCGAAUUUUUGAAAAAAUUAAAGGAGCAAGAAUUUCGCUCUGAAAAUGUCAUAAUUUAUGCUUUUGUGCUUGCGCACGUGUAUGUGUGUGUUCCACAGUAUUUUGUGACUCCAAACUCACUCUCCGAAGAUGUAUGUGUGUGUGUGUGUGUGUGUGUGUGGAAGUGACGAACCACAGGGUCUCAAUCUCUGAUAAAACCACACACAUACACGUGCGCAAGCACAAAAUCGUAAAUUAUGACAUUUUCAGAGCGAAAUUCUUGCUCCUUUAAUUUUUUCAAAAAUUCGAUCAAGUGGGAAAAAAAAAACGGUUGGCUGGAUUGAAUUGAAACUUUGUAGGGUUUUUGUGGGUAUAUUGAACAGUAAAAGGCACACUUAACGUCAGUGGUUUCCGCAAUAUUUUUGAUUGGGCGCUUGAUUUUCCAAAAAACGACAAAAAGCCCUUUUUUGGAUGCUUUUUCAAAUUCAUGUAAUGAUUGAAAAAAAAUUUUUUUUUCAAAAUUCAAUUACCAAUCCUUGCAGAGAGUUUAUUCAAAUUUUUGAAACCAACCUCAAAAUUUCUGUGCGAUCAUUGGUUGCUGAGAUAUUGGUAAUCAAAGACAAAAUGAUCUUUUUCCAUUCAAACAUCGAUAUCUCAGCGAGAAAUGCUCGUAUCGAGAUUUAAAAAAAACGAAAUUAAAUCUGAAUAAACAAGCUAUCCGGUCCAUAUGGAGGUUGAGUCGAAAAAAAUUUUUCCACGUCCGUAGAUUAAAAAAAAAACCAAAAAAAUUUCGAAAAUAUUUUUUUCAGUGGUUUUCUUAUGAUUACUCGAAAAAUAUUUUCAAAAAAAAAAUUUCAAACUCAGAUCCAAAAACUAAACACUUAGAGCUACAAUUUGCUUUUUAUUUUUUUGCUGUACGACCAUUUUUGUAUAAGUUACAGCCUGUUGAAAAUCCCCCAAAAAUUUGGAUUUUUUUUCUGCUCCCUUAAUUUUUGUGCACAGUAUAUAAUUUUUUUUGGUAAAUUUUUUUUUUAUUUUUUGAUGACUUACAAUAAAAAAUCUCAUAAUACUUUCAAUUUUUCACCCCUCUACGAUCAACCCCUAUUUUUUAUUUGUUAAUUAUAAACUUUAAUUUUUUGGCAAAAACCCUAAAAUAGCCCUUUUCUUUUUCCCAUACAAAUGAUUUGUAACUAAAACGUAGUCAAUUUGAGCUUUAUUGUUACUGUAUAAAGUUCAUAUUAAUAAUAAUUAGAAAACGGGGUAGGGGUAGGGUAGUGGUAGGGUAGGGGUAGGGUAGGGUAGGGGUAGGGUAGGGUAGGGUAGGAGUAGGGUAGAGGUAGGGUAGGGGUAGCGUAGCGGUAGUUGAAAGUUUACAUCGAGUUUCACGCGGACGAAGUCGCGGGCAUCCGCUAGUAUUUAUCUAAUUAACACUUAUGAUUUGUGCACCUUUAUGACAAGAGUGAAUAGGCAUUUUCUGGGCAAGCGCGCUCCAACCUAGAACUUAUCAAACUGUGACGAAGGAGAUACACAAAAAAUCGUGCGACCUAGAAAACGAAAGGAUCGGUCAGCUGAAAACGAUUUUCAUAUGAAGUUUCACAUUCAUAUUACGAAUUUUUGUCAACAAUUUGCAGCCACUUAAAAUAAACGUUAACUGGUAAUACGGCAAGACGUUAUGGAACUAACAAAUGAAAUGUAAUCUUUGAAAAAAAUUCCGUUCACUUAAACUCAAAAUAACAACAACAAGAAAUUAACAAUGCUCUAAAGUUCUAAACCGUUGAAAACUAAUAAAAUAUUUGACAGGAGUUGUUUUUGUAUAGACAGAGAUUAGAGACAGAACAUCAUUGAUUAUUUGAUUGCACAUAUUAGACAAUCUGUAAUUGAUGAUGUUCUGUGGUACCUACUAGAUAGUAACAGUUGUGUACUGACGAUUGUACGCCUUAGAGCUAAGUAAAUCUAAUUUAUAUAUAUUAAAUGCAUAAGUUUGA
Molecule: messenger RNA, 7183 nt
Organism: Bicyclus anynana (squinting bush brown)
Lineage: Eukaryota; Metazoa; Arthropoda; Insecta; Lepidoptera; Nymphalidae
Product: gastrula zinc finger protein XlCGF57.1-like
Exons: 8
Coding region: 144-2870 (908 amino acids)
Biological process (GO): regulation of transcription by RNA polymerase II
Cellular component (GO): nucleus
Molecular function (GO): DNA-binding transcription activator activity, RNA polymerase II-specific; zinc ion binding; RNA polymerase II cis-regulatory region sequence-specific DNA binding
Source: RefSeq, a predicted model, not a curated record